AUGCAAGCCAUGGAAGUUAGGUUCACAAGUGUAUUUUUUCAGCGACCUUAUGAAUGCCCAGCUGAGGGCUGCUCAAGGUCCUAUACUCGACAGCAGCACUUGAAAAGACAUCUUGAAACAACGCAUGUGUGUGAAUCAAAAGAAGACAAAAUUAAAUGUGAUGAUUGUGAUAAGAUGUUUUCCAAUAAAUAUUCCCUCCGGAAGCAUCACUAUAGGUACCAUGUGCGUACUCCAUUCACAUGCAGUGAAUGCGGACAAACCUUCAAGAAGCAGCAACACCUUAAAACACAUACUUUUGUGCAUACAGGCAUCAAGCCAUAUAAAUGUGAAUUCCCAGGAUGUGAUGUGAGAUGUGAGAACCCUAGUCGCUUGAAACGUCACAGCUUUAUCCAUGAGAAGAGUCGAUAUGCUUGCCCUAUUGAGAAUUGUGGGAAUACAUUUGAUCUGUAUCACAAUCUGCAGAUGCAUCUCUCUAUCAGCCAUAUGAAAGUAUGUGAUGUUUGUGGGAGAACAUUUAGACAACUUCGCAAGCUUAGACUGCAUCGCAAAACCCAUGAAGAUGUCCGAGAAGCUUUCUUCUGCCCUCUUCCAAAUUGUGAUAAACACUUUUACCAGGAAAACAACUUGGCUACACACAUCCAGGAGAAGCAUGAAAAGAGCAAGAUAUACCAGUGUGGCAUCUGUGACAAAUGUCUAGCUAGCAAGCAAAAAUUAACACGUCAUAUGGCCACCCAUGCACUAGAUUAUAAAAGGAACUACACAUCCAAAAAGCCAAGGAAACCUCGUAAAGACAAAGGUGUUUCAAGGACAGAUUAUUCACGUUUACUGUCUGGGUACUAUGAAGAUGAAGAAGAAGCUACUGUUGUCAGUCCAAAAGACGAUGGUGAAGUCAAGGACAUGGACACUAAUCAUGAAGUAGUCCCUAAUGGUCAGGAGAAAACUGCAGCAGAAAGUAAAGAUGAAGAAGAAAUGGAGUGCGAGUGAUAUGAAGACAGGCUUUAAUUGAUUUAUACAUUUAUUCUUAAACAUGCCAAGGAAUUGUCCGUGAUAUUUAAAGCUUAAGAAUAUUGCAUUGGUACUGCUUUCAGUUUUGCAUAGUGAAAUGUAUAAGAUUUUUCAUUUGUAGAUUUUAGUAAAAAAUUUGAUCUGUAUGCAUGUUUGUGGGUCUGUUUGGGAUUGCACAAAAUGCUCAGUAAUGUGUUAUUCCCCAUGAGAAAUGAUUUUAUAAAAUAUAUAUAAUUAUUAAUGGAAAAAAAAAGUCCAUUAAUUUUAGUAAACUUAUACAUCUCACAUGUAAAAUACAUUAUAUAAUUCACAUGGAUUCAAUGCUUAUAACAAUACAAUGCUUAUAACUUUAUGUGACUGAUUGUGAGUUUUCUGAAGAAUAGUUGUUAAUAACAUAGUAAUAUGGGAUAUUAAAACACUCUCUUGGUUAUAAGUGUAUUCACUUACUGAUUAUAUGUUAUACAUGCAUGAUUUGCUUACAGUAUGUUUCAUUACUUGCAGUCUAUAAUAACUGGUGCUGAAUUAUGUACAGUAGCAGAAAACAUGUAAUGAAACUUGCAGAUAUUCAAUAUAAUAUCUUCAGGCAUAAUAGAUGUUUCAAACUUCCAGAAGUAUGAAAAUAUUUUAAGAAAUUGACUGUUCUUAGGAGUUUUGCAUGAAUAUGAUGCUUCUGCUUGUGCAUCAUUAAUUAUCUUCCUAGAUAGGCUAGUUUUUGCCAUGUGUGUGUGUUUGUGUGUGUGGAUGCUUGUAUGUGUUUGUGGGUAUGUGUGCGUGUGCAUUUGCGUGUUUUAGCUGUUUGCAUGCAUUUAUUUAUUACCCUUCUUUGUAUUUUACAUCAUAAACAAACACAUUUAGAAAGCUAUCUAGGCUUAUGUUUAAGUUCUAGUGUUCUAGUUCCUAGAUUGAUUGAUUGAUUGAUAGAUAGACAUAGAUCAAUUGACAGGUUUAUAUUUACUUUUAUAUUUGCAUAUGCACAUAAUAUUUGGAUAUUGAUAAAAUCAAUAUAGGUCAAGUCAUCUGCUCCAUACUAGUUGAGAAAAAAAUAAGGAGAGCCAUGGAGGGAAGAACCAAGUCUGCUUCUUGUAUAAAACCUAUGUGAUGUAAGUGAACACUAAAAGUCUGGUUAACUGUGUAGAUUAUAAGAACAUUUGGAUAAGAAAGAAACAGGGAAACUUUACAAAGACUUCAUAAGUUAGAGUAAACAAUGAUUGAAGGUUAAAGGAGGAAAAAAUCCAGUUUAGGGAUGAGACAUCUCAAACCCAACUAAAUUUAUUCCCAGAUCAGAAAUUCAGCAAUGGACAAGCAGUAACAGCAAACGACUGAAGGAACACAAUACCCAAAAUGAGUAAAGUACAUUAUGGAUAAUUGAAACCAAACUUGACCUCCCUUUAGAAAGUGUUACUUUAGUACUCAUAGACUAUAAUGUUUGAAUAAAUUAUUUGAAAGAUGUAGAUAGAGGGGUAGUACUUAUAUGAAUUGGAUUAACAAUAAAGCCUUGCAUCUGUGGGGGGUAGUAAUAUGGAUAAGACUGACAAUAUAGUAUUUGAAAAUUCAACAAAACCCCAUUGAGAACUUAUUGUUUAUUGAGACAAAAAAAAAAGAGACUGUUUUACAAAAAGGAGAUACAGAUGAGCAGCACAUAAGAUUUUAUAUCUUUAAUGGAAUUAAAUGCAUGCCAAAAUACAAAACCAUAAUAUACAGACAUAAUAAUAGUUAAAUGUUUACAUGCCUCUACAAGUGUAACAUGGUACAAGAAAGUUACAAAAAAGUUGCUCAAUAGAUGCCUAUGUAUUUAAAAAAAAAAAAAACUAAUCCCUUGGUCGUUGUUGUCAUGGGGGGGCUAAAGACACAAGGAAUGAGGCCCUAUGUAGAGUCCUCAGUACUCACCUCAAAUAAUUUUGCAUAGUCCUUUCUUCUCCUCCUUUCCUUUUCCUUUUCUUCAUCCUCUUGUUAUAUUCACUUAUCCUAAUCGUUAAACUUAUUUUUGCCAUUUUUGCCACUGUACUUUAUCAUAAUGCUUCCUACUCCCUUAACUAAUUCCUCUUCAAACAACCUUUACCUUUUACUACACCCCAUCAGCUCCCCCUCUCUACCCUUUUCACUACCAUACCACCCUCUAGUAGUGUUCAACCUUUAACUUUACCCUAAACAUUAACUCAUUCCAAACCCUUUUCACUACUCUAAUGUACCACAGCACCAUAGGACCUUUGCUGUCAUAUAGGAUUUCCUUAGCUCUGCCUUGGACCUCAGCUCUCACCUCAACUAAUUUUGCAGUGUCUUUUCUUCUCCCUCUUUUCUUUUCCUUCUCUUCUUCAGCCAUAAACAUUACCUUACUUUUAUCUUUAUCUUGGGGCUUUUGUAUACACUGCUAAUGACCGUAGAUGUUGAUGAGGCAGAAAAGUUUCAAAUAAAUAAAUAAAUAAAUAUUUAAAGAAGUUACUACAAAUUAUGGGAAUAAAAUGAAAAAAAUCAUAUAA
Molecule: messenger RNA, 3482 nt
Organism: Penaeus chinensis
Lineage: Eukaryota; Metazoa; Arthropoda; Malacostraca; Decapoda; Penaeidae
Product: transcription factor IIIA-like
Exons: 6
Coding region: 1-984 (327 amino acids)
Biological process (GO): regulation of transcription by RNA polymerase II
Cellular component (GO): nucleus
Molecular function (GO): DNA-binding transcription activator activity, RNA polymerase II-specific; RNA polymerase II cis-regulatory region sequence-specific DNA binding
Source: RefSeq, a predicted model, not a curated record